This is a messenger RNA of Crotalus tigris (Tiger rattlesnake), 1347 nucleotides long. Its product is annotated as olfactory receptor 1-like. Gene Ontology annotation, biological process: G protein-coupled receptor signaling pathway. The transcript is spliced from 2 exons. NCBI's taxonomy places the organism in Eukaryota, Metazoa, Chordata, Lepidosauria, Squamata, Viperidae. Gene Ontology annotation, molecular function: olfactory receptor activity; G protein-coupled receptor activity. Gene Ontology annotation, cellular component: membrane. The record is from RefSeq and is a predicted model, not a curated record. The coding region runs from base 261 to 1292 and encodes 343 amino acids.
GCAAUCCUUGGUUAUUGAUUGAAAUCCCCUGAACAGAGGGUGGUUGCAGGGCUGUUUUUGAAACACAAGAUGUCAUAAAUAUUGCUGUGGCUUCACAGUGACUUCAGCAAUACUUCUGCAACUCUAUUUCAAGCCUCUCUACCUAAGAAGAUAAGGGUAAGGGGAAUUCUGAUUGGAUAAUAUAACACAAAAUUCUAUAUGAAUUUACAUUUUUAAAUCCAUUUCAUUCUUGUUUUAUUCUACAAUUCAACAGACCUGCCAUGGGUUCCAUCAAUAAGAGAUAUAGAGAAGAAAAAUAUGAUAAUUUCCAAAUGGAAGAAAUGUUCAAAAUAAAGACAGGAAACCAGACUAUAAUCUCAGAAUUCAUCCUUGUGGGAUUUGGAAUUCUCCCAGAGUUGCAGCCUCUUCUUUCCUUUUUCUUCUUGAUAAUAUAUCUUGCAACAAUAAGUGGGAAUCUCCUCAUUAUAUUCUUAGUGAUAGUUGACCACCAUCUUCACUCCCCCAUGUACUUUUUCCUAGGAAAUCUGUCAUGCCUGGAGACCUGCUAUAGUUCAAUUAUCUUACCAAAAAUGUUGGCCAAUUUGUUUACUGGUCAACAAUCUAUUUCUUUUACUGGAUGCAUGGUCCAAUUUUAUUUGUUUGGUUCUUGUAUUGGCAUCGAAACAUAUCUCCUGGCAGCUAUGUCCUAUGACCGAUAUGUGGCAAUAUGUAGACCUCUACAUUAUACUUCCAUCAUGCAUGUUAUGGCUGGUGUUCAGAUUAUGAUUGGAUUGUGGAUUGGUUCUUUCCUAGCAAAUUGCCUAACAAUAGCACUGCUGGCUCAGUUAUCAUUCUGUGGCCCUAAUAUUAUAAAUCAUUAUUUUUGUGACUUGUUCCCACUUGAAAAACUUGCAUGUAGUGAUACAACAAUAGUUCAACUUGUUACCUUCCUUUUGACUGUUAUUUUCACUAUCACUCCAUUUCUACUUACACUAAUGUCUUAUAUUGCCAUUAUUGCCACAAUUCUAAAGAUAUCUUCUGCUGCUGGAAGGCAAAAAGCCUUUUCAACCUGUUCGUCUCAUCUCAUGGUGGUUUCUCUUUUUUAUGGUACACUAAUAAUUGUCUACAUUUUGCCAAAUACACCCAGUUUGAGGGAACUGAAUAAAGUUUUUUCCAUUUUCUACACUGUCUUGACUCCUCUGAUCAACCCUUUGAUCUAUAGUUUAAGAAACCAAGAAGUUCACACAGCGCUAAGGAGAGUUGGAUGCAAAAUAUAUCAUUUUGCAAGAACGCAAGCCAGUAUAUUAUCAUAGAUUUUGAUUUAUUUCCUCUUAUUUUUAUUUAAUUUUAUUUAUUUAUUUAUUUAUU